Cucurbitaria berberidis CBS 394.84 is the source of this 917-nucleotide messenger RNA. RefSeq lists its product as uncharacterized. The transcript has a single exon. The record is from RefSeq and is a predicted model, not a curated record. The coding region runs from base 55 to 750 and encodes 231 amino acids. NCBI's taxonomy places the organism in Eukaryota, Fungi, Ascomycota, Dothideomycetes, Pleosporales, Cucurbitariaceae.
CACAGAGCACAGAUUCCUACACAGACACUCUUGAUAAUACAUAUAUCGAUAGUUAUGUCGUUCCCUUCAAAUUUUAACCCAUCGCAACCCAAUCCGGCCCAAACCAUUCAAAGCCCCACACAUCAAAGCCUCACACUUCAAAUCGACUUCGCAUGGAGCAAAUUCCGUAAUCAGAUUAGCGAAAAGAACGGCGAUCAUCUCACACCGCUAUACAUUCAGCAUUUCCGCCCCACCCAUCCACAGCUAAGAUUUGAGUCUGCAACCGAUAGCUCCCCUAUUGCCUCUGGAACCAUCCACAGCGUCUCUAUCAGCGCAGACUGCAAGAUCCGCGGCCAUAAAAUCGAACUCAAGCCGCUCAAGCGAUGGAAAACACACUACAACUACCUUUCUAAAGCACUAUCUUCUGGCUCAGGUCGUGUAGCCAUCACAUGGAUCACAGAUAGCACACACAAGACAUGGAACUUUAUUUGUCUAGACGCGAAUCAAUUGCCUAUCGCCAAGUUUGCUGUCAAUAUCUGGGCGUUGAAACAGGUUGGCAAUUUUUAUUUCGAAAAGUCGAAGGAAGAUAUCAGCGAGGAGGUACGGGAUGAGGUUGUGUUUAUAGGGCUUACGCUAUUUUAUCUUAUGGCGGUAAGGAUGAACAGUCCACUGCAUCUGCUUGGUGCUGCUUUUGCAAAGCCGGGGAAGGUUGAAGGACCUGAUGAGACAACAGAGCACGCAUAUGAAAUGGGUAAGGUGAAAAAUGUGUAAGAAAAGGUGGUGGGUCAGGAAUUAUUUGACAGUGGGAAGUGGACUUAGAUUUGUGGGCGAGCCACUCGAGAUAGUGUUGUUUAUAGUGUUCAGGUUGCUUGCGCGUCGCGAUAUUUUAAGCGUAAAAUUUAUUUGAUCAUGAGCUUCGUCGAGUCAAUAUACCCCUA